AGAGCAGGUUAAAAUGAUGUCUGGGGUGCUCGCUGAAAAAAAUGAUCAGCUUACGAAUAUUAAUCAAAUGGCGGAGAAGCUUCCCGACACGUGUCCCAAUGGCACCCCAAAUGGAAUUUUCCAAAUAAAAUUCAAGGGAAUAGACCCAUUCCAAGUUCCCUGCGUUCCCUCUGGAUGGGCGGUGAUUCAAAGGCGCAUCGACGGAGGUGUGGACUUUAAUCGAAACUGGACGGACUACAAAGAUGGAUUUGGAGAUAUUCGGGGAGAGCUUUUCCUGGGACUGGAAAAAAUCCAUCAAAUGACCCAAAACCAGCCUCAUGAGAUGUACAUCCAACUUCGAGAUAUUAAUGGAACCACCCGCCAUGCUCGCUAUGAUAAUUUCAACGUAGGCAGUGAAAGUGAGGACUAUGAACUGAAAUCGUUGGGAGAGUAUUCAGGAACAGCCGGAGAUUCACUAACUGGGCAUCUAAGCAUGAAGUUUUCCACAUUGGACCGGGAUAAUGACAUUCAUGAGAAACGGAAUUGCGCUGAUAAUGGAGGUGGUUGGUGGUUUUUAAAUUGUAUUUUUAGUUCCCUCAAUGGAAAUUAUUAUGCAGGUGGUAAAAGAAUUGCCACUCAACCUUACGGCAUUCAUUGGGGCUCUUGGAAGGACUAUGACUACACAAUCUCGCUUACAUUUGCGCAAAUGAUGAUUAGGCCAAAAGUCAUUUAACAUUUUAAACUCAAU
Drosophila subobscura is the source of this 727-nucleotide messenger RNA. Its product is annotated as fibrinogen C domain-containing protein 1-like. NCBI's taxonomy places the organism in Eukaryota, Metazoa, Arthropoda, Insecta, Diptera, Drosophilidae. The transcript is spliced from 2 exons. The coding region runs from base 14 to 712 and encodes 232 amino acids. The record is from RefSeq and is a predicted model, not a curated record.